AUGUCAGGUGGACGAGCCUUUUCUUCACUGUUACGAUGCAUGAGACCAAUAUUUGUUACUAACCGGAAAGCAACCGGAUCAAUUUAUUCGUCCUCCGGUUCCUCGUCAUCACAGGAAGCUAUUACGAAACAAGUAAAGUUCAUAUGUGCACAUGAUACGUUCGUUGGGACGGGAAAGAUAGAAGAACAUUUGCUUGAUGUUGUACUGAAAAACAACAUACCGUUGGAAGGAUUCGGUGCUUGUGGAGUGUGGGUACUGAGUGCUCAAAAGUUAGUAUGUGAUUUAGGAAUGCUUGCUUGUAGUACAUGUCAUGUCAUUCUUGAAAAGGAACAUUACGAUCUCAAGACGAGCUGGAUCCUUCUCGAUAAUGCGCCAGGGUUGACCGAGUAUUCUCGACUUGGAUGUCAAAUCCAACUUGCCCAGGAUGAUCCUGAUACAAUCAUUUGUAUUGUUCCUGCAAGUGUGGAUCAACGUUGUUAA
Messenger RNA from Cooperia oncophora, 480 nucleotides. The record is from the annotation of a GenBank genome assembly. NCBI's taxonomy places the organism in Eukaryota, Metazoa, Nematoda, Chromadorea, Rhabditida, Trichostrongylidae.